UGUGUGAGCGGAGGGGGCUGGAGAGGGAGUGCAAGCCUGGGAUGAUGAUGAUGAAUCACACACACAGCGCUGCUGCCAGCACAUGGAGCCUUUGAUGUGGAGCUGAGCUUGGAUGGAGCCCACAGGAAAUUUGGUGCAAGGACUGACUGUGAAACAGGACCUGCUGGUGCACUAAAGGGAGGAGGAGGUGGAGGAAUCUCAGCCUUUGUAGCCAGGGGAGCAGAGAAGGAGACACAUUUCGUGGACCUGAUGCAGCUGCAGAAGUGGGGUGCACUGGCAGAAAGCAGCGGGUGCACAGAAUGGAGCACCCUACACACACAUGAGGGAAGAGGGCGCAGAGGAUCCCCCGCUGACUUGAGAGGGAGAGCAGAUUAUCGUGGAAUUUAAACCAUACAAUAAGAAUUACAGAGCCAUGAGUAGCUCUUUGUUGGUGACCCACCUCUCAGAUCAUAGCAGCAGCUUCAGAGAAGACGCCCCACGUCCCCCAGUGCCCGGUGAAGAAGGACAGACGCCAUGCCAACUUCCCAUGAAAAGCCAAAGAUCAAAGCCUGUGCCCGUCUCCUCCAACCCUAGGAGAGAUGAAGGCGGCUUGGGAGAACCUGAAGGCAGCGCCUCCCCAGAUUCCCCUCUGGCACGAUGGACCAAGUCACUGCAUUCUCUGCUGGGUGACAAGGAAGGAGCUGACCUUUUUAGGACUUUUCUGGAAAGGGAGAAAUGCGUGGAUACCCUAGACUUCUGGUUUGCCUGCAAUGGCUUCAGGCAGAUGGACCUCAAGGAUUCUAAGACUCAGAGAGUGGCCAAAGCUAUUUACAAAAGGUAUAUUGAGAGUUGCGACAUCAUCUCCAUACAGCUCAAGCCCCUGACCAAAAGCUUCCUAAGGGAUUGCAUUAAGAAGCAGCACAUCAACUCCACCAUGUUCGACCAAGCACAGUCCGAGGUCCAGGCAGUCAUGGAGGACAAUGCCUACCAGGUGUUUCUGACGUCGGACAUAUACCUGGAGUAUGUGCGAAGUGGUGGGGAGAACUCUGCUUAUUUCAGCAACGUGGAGUCAGGGAGUUUGAAAGACGUCAGUGGAUACCUACCGACCUUGAAUGAAGAAGAGGAAUGGAGCUGUGUGGACUUGAAGCAGAAGACCUUGACCUCUGUGGUGGGUCUCUCUAGCAAAGCCCUAAGGGCUACCAUCAGCCUGAGAGCCAAGGAGUCAGCGGAGAGUGGCUACAGGUCCUACAAGAGGAAAAACCUCGUCAACCCUUACCAUGUUAACUCUGGGCAUGUUUUUGCCCCAGCCACCAGUGCCAAUGAAAGUGAGAUCUCCAGUGAUGCCCUGACUGACGAUUCACUGUCCAUCACAGACAACAGCGUGGACGGCAUCCCCCCCUACAGGAUGGGAAGCAAGAAGCAGCUGCAGUGGGAAAUGGCUCGGAGUGUCAAGGCCAAUGGGCUGGUCUCUCUGCCUCUUUUUCCUAGGACAAGCCGGCUGCCCAGAGAGAUGACCCCCGUGGAACCGUCUGAGUUUGCAGCUGAGCUCAUCGUUCGUCUAGAGAAGGUGAAAGAGAAGCAGGAGGAGAAGGACAGCCUGGAAGAACAGCACAUCACAGAGGAGGAGGAGGAGGAUGAAGAUUUCCAGACCCCUAUGUUCAUUCAACCUACAGUCCCACCACAUCAGCCUCUGCCCACACUGUCCUUUGGUUCAAGCGAUGAAGACCCUCAAGCAAUUCUUGAUGACCACUUGUCCAGGGUUUUAAAGACCCCAGGAUGCCAGUCUCCAGGGAUGGACAGACACAGUCCAUGCCCCCAUUCCCCAGACCGACCCUGCCCUCUUUGGCCCACCCUGCAGCCAGUAUCACCCUGUGCUCUUCUUGCCAAGGGCUUUGUCACCAAGCAAACCACAAAGCACGUGCACCACCACUACAUCCACCACCACACGGCACCCAAGUCCAAGGCAGAGAUUGAGGCUGAAGCUGCACGGAGAGUACAGUGCAUCUGCAGUGAUUCCUCCCAGUAUUGCUGCUACCUGCCAACCAAAACGCAUUCCAAGGACCUCGACUACUCCCUGCUACCUCCAGAGCAUGCUGGCGUUCGCUGUGGCUCCAUAUCCAGGAGGUGCUGCAAAAUGGCUGACUGUCCUGAUGACGGCCCUAUAGAUGGGGCCACAUUUAUAUACCAACUGCCGGGUGAAGAAAUUACAGCAACCAGCUGGCAGCGAGUUGUAGAGUUUGAAAAAGAAAGGCAAAGCAGACACAAAGCUCACAGUCUGCAGCACAUCAAGAAAAACCCUUCUAGUGAACCUCGCUCCUCAUCCGCAGAGCGUACCAUCCGCCAUCAUACUUGGGGGGCAUGCAGCGGGCACCCACGGAACCUGCAACCUUCCCAUCUCUCUGCCCAGGAGCAAGCAGUAUCCCCUGUGCCCCCUCCCAGUACUUUGGCCCAGCUGGAGGAGGCCUGCCGAAGACUCACUGAAGCGUCCAAACCGCCAAAGCAGAGAUGUUCUGUUACUGGGCAGCAAAGAAUCCACCCUGUUCCCAGCCAGUUGGUACCUGCACCCAAUACCACUGCAGCCCCAGUGUCUGACGACCAAAAUGAGCCAAAGAUGUUGCAGGCUGUCUCACCCCACUCUCCCAAUGAGCUCAUGGUCACCUACUUCUUCUGCGAAGAGAAAAUCCCGUACCGGUGGAUGCUGAAAUCCCACAGCCUGACCCUGGGGCACUUCAAGGAGCAGCUGAGCAAGAAAGGAAACUAUAGGUAUUACUUUAAGAAGGCCAGUCAGGAGUUUGAAUGCGGAGCAGUGUUCGAGGAGAUCCGGGAAGACAACACCAUGUUGCCCACCUACGAAGGACGAGUACUUGGAAAAGUGGAGCGAAUCGACUGAGCGGCUGUACAUUUCCAUGCAAUGGAUAUUCAAGUCUGACAUGGAGAGGGAAUCGGUCUACUUGGCAUGUUAAACACUCUAUGCACUUAUUUACACCGCCAUUUGCACGGCUGGUAUCGAAUGUGUCCUCGUGGGGGGUCCUGGAAUCCACUUCUAACUCACCAUAAAGAUUCUGUGGGCUGAAAGGUGAGAGUUCCAAGGGCCAGAGUCACUGCAGACUGUGCCCAUGUUGCCCAGCUCCUAUGCAGUUUACAUGUCAGUGUGACACGUAUGAAUUCUCACGUGAUGGACUUAACUUUUGUUAUUUUCCUAUUUAUUGAACGUUUCGGCCACUGUUUGGCCUUUGCUGCUGCAUCUGUGAUAAUUGAAAUUUGUAGAAACAAAAGGCUCAAUCGCAGGACAUCAUUCCUUGCAUAUGUGCAUUAAUUGUCUAUUCUACACAACUGCUUCAGGGCCAACCCCCAUUACUGAGUGAUUACCUUUGGCCCACCCCUUUUAUGACAUCAUAAGGGACCAUACACACAAGUGGACCCAUGAGCAAACAAAAAAGGCAAAAAGUUCAAAUAAAAGUCUUAAAUGUUAAAGCAUUACUUUUUCCAUCCAGAGUAGUGGAUCAAAAAUUGUUGCAACAGGAUACUGCUCAUAGGAGCCUAUCGGGGGUCCCAAGCCAUGUUGUUUAUCAUACCUUAUACUACACUAUAAUACUAUAUUAAAUAUACUUCUAAGGCUCCUGUAACAUUACUUGCAUAUAGUUGUAGGGAUGAGAGGAAAACUUACAGCAGGAGCGCUAUAAAAUUAAGUUAUUCUGUAGGAAAGAAAAAUACCAAGAGUAAUGUAUCUUACAAAAAUGGUUCAGUGCUCCAAGCUAAUACCAUUGGGCUAUAGGCUAUAUCUAAACACUUAAUCCAGAGGGCUUCUCUUUGUUUCUGUAUAUUACCACCCCUGGUGGGAUGCUCUACCACCUCCAGCAAUUGCCACCUGCACAACCACAUCCACCAAAUCUUAUGCUGCUUCUCAAAGCCCCGCCCAUUACUCCCAAAGCACUUGCUACAAUGGUGCUUCUUGCUCUUUAAUUUAUUUGCAAUUUGCAUGUUUGAGGGCCUUUAUAACAACAUGCCUGAUAAAAGCUGUGGACUCAUAAUUGGCUAUUAGGCACAAAAAACUGCCAACUUGGUCUGAAGGGGUGGAGUCACAGCUUUUAUUGACCUGAAGAUCCAGCUGCCAUCUGUAUUUUCAACUAGAAGCCCCAGUAAUCCCUGAGAAACAGUAUGUAAUAAAUCAGUAACAAUGUUCUUCCCCAGACAUAUUUAUACAGUCUCCUUUAUGGCUUGCUUCCCUCAGCUAACUGUGAACUGCAGCUCCCAGCAUUUUUAAUUGAACAUGCAGGGACUUGUAUAUUUGCAGCUACUGGGGGGCCUGGGCCAUGGUCUCUGAUUUUGCAACUUGGAAAUAAUAUUCUGUUAUUGUUCUAUUGUAUGUAACAUACCUUGUACAGUAUUCCUGUAAAAAAAAGUGUAAUAUAUGUCUGUGAUAUUCUAAUGACACUAUGUUUAGUGUUAAAUGAAUGAAAUCCUUGUGCCUCUAUGGUGAGAAUUCACUGUAUGUCACCCUGUGUAGGGUCUAAUGCUUCCCUUGAUUUAAGGGGUUAAUGGAUCUUUUCCGGCUUAUAAUGUCUCGUACUUCUGACUCGAUCGGCCUCUUGUCCAAGUUAUACUGUAAAUGAUGCAUUAUAUACAGAGUUACCCUAUAAAGAACAGAUCACAUGGAACAGUAAUUAUUGUAAUUAAGAGAUGUAGCAUUUAUUAAAAGGUUUAUAUUUUUCAAAUUAA
Messenger RNA from Xenopus laevis (African clawed frog), 4698 nucleotides. It is a transcript of the gene axin2.L, whose product is annotated as axin-2. Gene Ontology annotation, molecular function: ubiquitin protein ligase binding; I-SMAD binding; protein kinase binding. Gene Ontology annotation, cellular component: cytoplasm; beta-catenin destruction complex; plasma membrane. Gene Ontology annotation, biological process: regulation of centromeric sister chromatid cohesion; cell development; positive regulation of proteasomal ubiquitin-dependent protein catabolic process. The transcript has 11 exons. The record is from RefSeq and is a predicted model, not a curated record. Lineage: Eukaryota; Metazoa; Chordata; Amphibia; Anura; Pipidae. The coding region runs from base 413 to 2869 and encodes 818 amino acids.